AUGAGUUGUGUUGAAGAUCAAAGAGUUAUUUUAUGCCCAUGUACGAUUUGUAGAAAAGUUGGAUUCUUUUCAUCAGAGAAACCAAAAAUUAAAACAACUAGACUUUGUGUUUUAAUACUUCAAUCAUUGAAAGAAAUAAAACCAUUACAAGAUUAUUUUAAUUUGAAAGAUGAUGUUUAUUUAUUUAUUCAACAACAUUGGAAUAUAUUAUCCAAUAUUACAAUAUUUAAGAAACAAAACUGGAAGAAAUCAAUUCUUGAUGCUUUUAAUCAUUGUCCUCAAAUAAAAUCAGGAAAAGAGUUAUUUAAUAACAUAGGAUAUUAUAAAUUAAAAGAUGGAAUUAUAACAUCUAUUAGUGAUGAUACAGAAAUAUUAGAAACUAUGAAUUCAAUAGUAAUGGCUUCUAUUCAAAAUGUUAUUAAUCAAUUAUAUAACAAUUUAUUAAUUUUAAAUAAAUUUGGUAAUGAUUUAAUAGCCCAACAACAUUCAUAUAUUAUGAUGAAUUUAUUAACAUCUCUUUGUAAUUAA
Messenger RNA from Entamoeba dispar SAW760, 528 nucleotides. RefSeq lists its product as uncharacterized. The record is from RefSeq and is a predicted model, not a curated record. Lineage: Eukaryota; Evosea; Mastigamoebida; Endamoebidae. The transcript has 2 exons. The coding region runs from base 1 to 528 and encodes 175 amino acids.